AUAAAGCUUCGCAUUAAGUAGACAUUUACUCGGGCGUUUGCACUAAAACCAGCCCCACGCGCUCACCGCUGGCAUCCCUCAAGUGCACAGGACAUCAGUCGCUCUUGUGACGCCGAAAUAUACACUACCAACAUCACAUCCCAGCGGCUAAGACCAUACGUCUCCAAGGUUUCGUCGUGGUGUCGACAUUCUCCGGAACCUUACGUUAGGCCUAGCGGCCAUCAGCUAGGAUGCAGUCUUUGAACAGCCGCAGCGCGCGCUGUGGCGCGCACGCACGAAGCGCCUCCAGGCGCCUGGCCCUCGCACCCAGGGCGUCGGCUGCGCCCCUGACGUCGGCCGGCCCGCGCGCCUACACGCACGAGGAUAGCUCGCGCUAUUGGCCGCCGCGGCCCGAUGAGCCCAAUGGCUGGCGGGGCUAUGUGGGCAACUGGUACCGGGACGUGCAUGACCCCGUGGGACAGUCACUGGUGCAGGCACUGAGGACCUGGCGCCGGCAGGGCGGGCCGGCGGGCGGCGGCGGCGGGGGCGUGUACGAGCAGGUGCAUGUGUACAACCGGGAGGUGGCGGGCGCCGGCCUGAGGGAGGAGGACGGGCUGUUCGAGGAGCGGGCCCAGCUGCGUCGGGGGUCCGGCCCGCUCGAGCCGCCGCUGCUGCUGGCGGUGGGGCCCGAUGCUGCGGUGUCGGUGCGGUCGCUGCAGCUGCCGCCAGUGGCGCUGGGCGGCGGGCAGCAGGCGGCGGCGGCGGCGGCGGCGGUGGGCGACGGCGGCGAGUGGGGAUUCGAGCUAUUCAUCCAGGACGGCCCCUGCCGCUGGAGCCUGGUGCUGCUGUACAGCACCCACACGGGGGCGCUGGCCAAGGUCACGUUCGUGCAGGAGUACGACACACGCGCAGACCCAGCCACACCACACGUGCUGGCGGAGGCGGUCACCAGCGGCGCCGUGCAGCCGCCGCGGCCGCCGCUGAAACGCCACUUCGCCCCCACAUGGGUGCCGCGGGGCACGUUGGGGAAGGUGACGGCCCGCGUAUGGGCAGCGGAGGGAAAGGCAGCGGCAGCGGCUGCGCCGGCGGCUGCGGCUGCGGCAGGUGGCGGCGGCCUAGGUCUGCUUGUGGAUGAGGCAGUGGCGGGGGAGUAUGCGGAGUGGGCGGCUGCCAGCAGCCUUUCCCCCUCCUCGCUGCUGGUGCUGCCGCUGCCCGACUCCAUGUACCUGCGCGCGCCCGCCUCGCUCAAGGACCUGAGGCAGCAGCAGCAGCAGCAGGCGGCUGUAGCUAGGGUUGUAGCUGCGUUUGAGUUUGGCGGGCUGUUGCGCAGUGUGGAGGGCGGGCUGCAGCGGGUGGUGGUCCGGUACGACGCCGCGGCGGCGGACGGGGGGUUCGUGGAGGCCACCAGGGAGGUGUUUGUGCGGGGCAACAAGUUUGAGAAGCUGGCUGGGGCAUCGCGCUCGUCUAACUCGACUGGCUCGGCAUAGAAGCCAGCUGGGGCUGCUUGUUAGGGGGCUCUGGUCGUGCGUGGGAGGGCGGUGGGCGUCCGCAGAUUUUGCGACGACGGUUGGUGUCGGGCCGGAUGAGCGCGAAAAUAAAUGGCGCAGGAUUGUGGUAACUGGACUGCAUAUAUAAUUUU
Chlamydomonas reinhardtii is the source of this 1618-nucleotide messenger RNA. RefSeq lists its product as uncharacterized. Bases 231 to 1466 code for a protein of 411 amino acids. The transcript has 7 exons. NCBI's taxonomy places the organism in Eukaryota, Viridiplantae, Chlorophyta, Chlorophyceae, Chlamydomonadales, Chlamydomonadaceae. The record is from RefSeq and is a predicted model, not a curated record.